This is a messenger RNA of Parnassius apollo (apollo), 513 nucleotides long. The record is from the annotation of a GenBank genome assembly. Lineage: Eukaryota; Metazoa; Arthropoda; Insecta; Lepidoptera; Papilionidae.
AUGGACAGUGUAUCUGUUAAAUUUAUAAAAAAUGAAACAAUUGAAAAAUUGGUAACAACGGUAUUUGAAAAGCAAUAUGAUAUUAAUGGAAGUCAUUCGUUGGGUCAGGUUACUUUUGACCUAGAUAUAAAUAAAUCAAAUAUAACAAAAUUAGAGAUAACAGCGGAUUCAAAUGACAACGAUGAAUUCAAUACCACAAAACAAAAUAAAUGUGACAAUAUUGUUAAUACAAUUACUGAAGAACCUAUUUUUGAAACGAAUAGCUUAAAUUCAAUUUACCUUAAUAAUAUAUACUCUAGUGUUACGACAAAUUUGAUUGAAGAUAAUGUAUCUAUAGAGAACAUCGAUUCUAAUGGAGUAAGCUUAUUUGACAUAGUGCGAAAUGACUGUGGAGGUGCCAAGAUGUGUUCUGACUUCAGUGAAAAUUGGAAUAGCAAGAAUACCAUAACAAUUGGAUUUCUAAGCGCCUACGGAUACAGUCAGGUUAGUAUUCGAAACAUCCUUUGUUUAUAA